UGUGGAUGGGCGAGCUGGCAGCUGCGGCGCUGCGGCACAUGCGGGCCGUGCUGGCCGCCCCCCUGCCCGCGGCUGGGGGGGAGGCGGAGGCGGAGGAGGGGUGGCCCACUCUGCAGGACCUGGCCAGCCUGCUGUCCGCCUUCCACCAGGUGCUGUACGACCCGGGCCAGGAGUGGGUCGGCACGGCACUGCAGGCUGCCGCCGCCAUCCAGGCCCGCACCGGCUUCACCUCCGCCGCCGCCCUCGCAGCCACCGCCGGCGGCCCCCCGCCCGGUGACGCACUGGCCGCCGUACUCUUCCUCUCCGCGCAGUACGACCACCCGCAGGGGGCGGCGGCGCGGGAGGCGGUGGUGGGCCUGGCGCGGGAGGCGCAGCAGGGCAUGCAGGAGAUGGCGGCGGAGGCUGAGGCAGCCAUGCAGGUGCAGCAGAAGGGGAAGCAGCAGCAGCGGGGUGCCCGGGGCUCCUCCUCCUCCUCCCCAGCUGCUGCUGCCGGUGCAGCCCCCCGCGGUGUGUUCACCUCCCGAGGUCUGACUCAGAUGCUGAUGGCGCUGGUCCGCAUGGGCGGGGAGCCGUCGGGGGAGUGGAUGGGCGACUGGGCGGGGGCGGCGGGGCAGCUGGCGAGGAGCGAGUUUGACAUGGACCAGGUGUUAGCUGUGAUGGCCUGCUGCGCCCAGGCGGGAGUGCCCCUGCCCGCCCGCCUGCAAGUGGAUCUGGUGGGCAGUGUGCUGGCGCCCAAAACAGGGGGGGCAGCGGCAGGGGGAGGAGCAGCAGGCAGCAGCGGCAAGGGCGCAGGAGCCUCCCCCGCAGCAGCCUCUGCACCUCAGCUGGCUGUCUCCGGUCCCGGAGCCUUCCUGCCCUCAGACACCCUGCUGGCAGCUGCUGGUGCCGGUGCUGCUGGUGCUGCUGGUGCUUCUACCACCACCUCCUCCUCCGCCGCCUCCCCCGCCCUCCCCUCCCUCCGCAGCAUCUCCUCCCUGCGGCAGCUCCUCGACGUGGUGCUCCUGCAGCCGCACCCCCUGCCGCCCGCCUGGGUGGGGGCGCUGGCAGGCGGGCUGGAGGACUGGCGCGUGCGGUUGGGCGGGCGGGAGCUGCUGGGGGGGCUGCGCGCGCUUGCAUGCUUCCGGGGGGUGGUGGUGGCCGACCCCUCGCAGCUGCCCACCCCGCCGCCCUCCGCCCCGCCGCCGCUCUACAACCCCACCUACCGCCGGGGGGCGGGCGGACCCGCCCGACCCAUUGUGCUGCGUGCACCGGGCACCACGGCUAGUGCUGGUGCUGCUAAGGCGGAGGCAGGCGAGGAGGGCGAGGAGGGGGAGGAGGGGGAGGAGGAUGUCCCCUUGGGUACCCCCGCGGAGGAGGCGCGGGUGCUGCUGGACGUGCAGUGGGUGGAGGGGCUGUUGGAGGACGUGCGGGCGAGGGGGGGAGUGAGGGGCGCGCAGGAGCUGAUUCAGCUGAGCGAGGCUCUCAACGACCUGCAGGCCCCCCCGAAGCUGCUGUCGUACCUGGAGGUGUUCGCUCUGGGCCUCACAGGAGAGGACGGCCGGCCCCGCUCCGCCCCCCUGCCCGGACCCGCAUCCAGAGCCACUGCGGGGGGUGCGGCUGCGGGGACUGCUGCUGCAGGGAGGGGGCCACCCGCCUCACCAGCACCAGCAGCAGCAGCACCAGCAGCACCAGCAGCAGCGGCGGCCCCGGCGGCGGCUGACCGCACCCGCACCGCGGACCCCGGGGCUGCUGCCGCUGGUGCCGCACUGGCUGCUGCUGCCGCUGCGGAGGCGCCGGCGGGUGGUGCUGCUGGUGGUGGUGGUGGGGCCGGAAAGCCCUCCGCUGCUCGCAUCAGGCUGAAGCUGCAGAAGGAGGCGGCGGAGAGGCAGAAGGCGGCCGAGGCUGCUGCUACUGCUGCUAGUGCCGCUGCCGCUGCGGAUGGUGCUGCUGCUGCUCCUGAGGUGGAUGAGGAGGAGGCGGAGGUGGAGGAGGUGGCGGAGUGGGCGAUGGCGUGGCAGACCAUGCUGCGGGCCUUUGCAGCGGGGGGGCACCUGCCGGGCAGCAGGUGGUGGUCCCGCUUCUCCGCCGCCACUCGGCCCGUGCUGCCCUCCUUCCCGCCCGACCAGCUGGCGGGGCUGGCGCUGGGCGCACUGGGGCUGAGCGGGUUGGCGGAGGAGAGGCGGGCGGAGCAGGAGCGACAGCGGCAGCAAGGCAGGGGGGCGGUGGCGGCGGCGGCGGCGGC
Messenger RNA from Astrephomene gubernaculifera, 2221 nucleotides. NCBI's taxonomy places the organism in Eukaryota, Viridiplantae, Chlorophyta, Chlorophyceae, Chlamydomonadales, Astrephomenaceae. The record is from the annotation of a GenBank genome assembly.